Molecule: messenger RNA, 426 nt
Organism: Cokeromyces recurvatus
Lineage: Eukaryota; Fungi; Mucoromycota; Mucoromycetes; Mucorales; Mucoraceae
Exons: 4
Coding region: 1-426 (141 amino acids)
Source: RefSeq, a predicted model, not a curated record
AUGCGUUCCGUAUGUCAAGAAAACUUAUCAUCCAAGAAAUAUAAAGAAUAUGAAGAAAUAGAGCGUACCAUUGUCCAAGAAAAACAAUCUACUGAACAAGUUUCACCAGUUAAAGCUACUCCUGCUAAAAAAGACAAAGGUAAAGGAAAGGCAAUUGAUACAGCUCCUACUACCAAAGGAAAAGAUGUCAAAAACAACAAUGCUAUAAAUCAUGGACAAACUGAUAUUUACACUGCUGUUGACACUGGUACUUUUGACAAGAAAGGAAGAAUUCGAAAGACGUCAACCAGAGAAUACUAUCAUAGGUCUAGAUACAACCUUGCAACUCAAAAGCGCUUGAACCACCAACAAAAACACCAGGCAUAUUUCAAUAUUAUCAGUAAAGUACCCUCACUUAAAACUUCUGGUUUAACUGAUUAUUUCUGA